Engraulis encrasicolus (European anchovy) is the source of this 1399-nucleotide messenger RNA. Its product is annotated as tomoregulin-2-like. NCBI's taxonomy places the organism in Eukaryota, Metazoa, Chordata, Actinopteri, Clupeiformes, Engraulidae. The transcript has 10 exons. Gene Ontology annotation, molecular function: protein binding. Bases 188 to 1399 code for a protein of 403 amino acids. The record is from RefSeq and is a predicted model, not a curated record.
AGCGCGAUUGGACUGUACAUACAUGGGGCGCGCUGCUUUGCUCGGAAGAUGUUUCUCCCUUCACGGUUGAGGACUCCGCCGUCUGCCGCCGCGGUCUCGAGAGGACUUGGGGAGUUCUCGCUCUCGCUGGAUGCCUACGCUCUCCGCCCGCGUCGCGCGUGCUUUCGGGGGAAGCCGUUGAAGUGAGAUGGCUCUGGCGACGGUUUGCCCGGACCACGGAAGCCUGCAGUCGUGCCACCGAACUUGGGGGGAGGGAGUUUUGAUUGCGGCGUUGUUUCUGCUCACCGUUUUACCCGUCAGACAACUUUGCUUUGCUUUCCCGUCUUCCCUGAGCGACUGCCAAACACCCACCGGAUGGAACUGUUCCGGUUUUGAGGAGCAGGACACAGACUUGUUCACUUGUGACACCAACACGUGCAAAUUCGACGGAGAAUGUCUGAAAAUCGGUGACACCGUCACUUGCAUUUGUGACUUCAAAUGCAGUGGUGACUAUGUGCCUGUGUGUGGCUCUAACGGGGAGAGCUAUGAGAACGAGUGCUACCUGAGGAGAGAGGCCUGUAAGCUGCAGACAGAGGUGCGGGUGGUGGCAGACGGAUCCUGUCCUGUUGGUAUGGGGAGGGGUGUGGGAGAUGGCCUCCUCUUCAGUCUUGAGGGUUCAGCUGAGACUAGCCAGCGUGAGACGUCCACGUGUGACAUCUGCCAGUUCGGGGCCGAGUGUGACGUGGACGCAGAAGACGUCUGGUGUGUGUGCCACAUCGACUGUGCGCAGACCAACUUCAACCCGGUGUGUGCCUCGGACGGGCGUUCCUAUGACAACCCCUGCCAGGUGAAGGAGGCGUCCUGUCAGAAACAGGAAAAGAUCGAGGUCAGACACCUCGGACACUGCCAAGACAGUCCACUGAGUCCCAAUGCCAGAGGCCUCUUCAUUCCCUGCCCAGAGGACUACAAGAACUACUGUGUCCAUGGAGACUGCCAAUACACCAACAGCAUACCACCACCCACAUGCAGUGGUCCCCAGUGCGACACUAAAGACUAUAACGUGAUGUACGUGGUCCCGGGUUCCGGAACGGAACGCUACGUUCUAAUCGCCUCCGUCAUCGGAGCGCUACAGGUGGCCGUCAUCUGCCUAGUGGUGCUAUGUAUCACACGCACCCGAAGGAAGAGGAGGAGGAGGGGCCUCGCCCUGCAGCCCACGCCGCUCAACCAAUGGGAGGAGGGGGUGAAGGACACCCCGCCCAUCACGCCGGCCCAGGCCCCGCCCACCCCGGCACAGGACCCCCUGGUUGGACAGUUUUCGGGAGGGGGAGGAGGGGCAGGGGAGGCGUCGGACGGGGCCAUCGGACCACCACGCGUUGCCUUGCACCUGUGGUACACAACCCCGAUGAAGACAGGAGCAUAG